Messenger RNA from Onychostoma macrolepis, 4825 nucleotides. RefSeq names its product collagen, type XXVIII, alpha 1b (gene col28a1b). The coding region runs from base 690 to 4064 and encodes 1124 amino acids. The record is from RefSeq and is a predicted model, not a curated record. The transcript has 36 exons. Lineage: Eukaryota; Metazoa; Chordata; Actinopteri; Cypriniformes; Cyprinidae. Gene Ontology annotation, molecular function: serine-type endopeptidase inhibitor activity.
ACAAAUACCUUAUUUGGAAUUAGUGAUAAGUGAAGGUUUUUAUAUGACUCCAUAGUGCUAUAAAGAAUAUUUUAAAAAGUCAUAAAAAUAAUAAUAAACAUUCCACAUAAAUGCAUGCAAACAAGUUUUGGAACAACAUGAGGAUAAGUAAUCAAUGAAAUAUGAUGGUGAACUAUCUCUUUAAAAGUCUUGGAACACUUCAGAUGAGUCACAUCUCAGGAGGUUCCUGCAUGUUUUCCAGAUUUCACAGGGGCACUGUUUAUAUGAAUUGUUGUCAAGGAACAGAAGCUUUUGGGGAAAAUUUUAUUGUCCUCCAAACAAUCUCUCAGCAUUCAUCUCCAAAACACGUAAACAUGAGAAAAGAGUAGAGAGUUUACAUUGCUUAACUCAAAAAUAUAUUAUAAAGUUUAUUUAUUAUAUUUGUAUACUAUAAUACAACAGGUGUACUAUAAAUUUAUAGUAGAUUUAUGGCUGUCCUGUGCUAUACAGGGUGUGUGCAUGCGUGUGUGUGUGUGUGUGUGUGUGUGUGUGUGUGUGUGUGUGUGUGUGUGUGUGUGUCCAGUCAGGCAUCAGAUUGUUAGGACCGUGAUAUUGCACAGGACUGAAGUCAGUCAGAACAGAAUGUGCUCCAUACAGGAGACAUGAGCAUGUGGAUACUCCCUAGAUUUGCAUAACAGGCAAGGUUAGAUAUGAAUGAAAGCAUGGCCAAAGGGUUUUUUCUGUGCCUUCUGCUUUGGCUGCUUGCACCUGCGGCCAGAUGCCAGAACAGAAGACAGUCUGGAGAAACACUGAACCUCACCACAAAACAGGACAAUGAGUUAGUAUGCACACUAGAGAUCGCAUUCAUCCUGGACAGCUCAGAGAGUGCGAAGGGCCUUCUGUUCGAUCGAGAGAAAGCGUUUGUGCGCUCCUUCAGCAAGCGAGUGGAACAGAUGCAGGUGUCUGACUGGCAUCUGAAAACCCGUAUGGCGCUCAUCUUCUACAGCAGCUCAGUCCAUAUCGACCAGCACUUCAAAGACUGGCAGGACCUUGACGUCUUCCUGAGCAGAUUGGCGGAUGUCAUCUACAUCGGCCAGGGAACGUAUUCCACAUACGCCAUAUCCAACGCCACUCAACUCUUCACCAGCGAGACCAAGGAGCAAAGUGUGAGGGUCGCCCUGCUCAUGACCGACGGCGUUGACCAUCCGCGGAAUCCUGACAUCAUGAUGGCGGUCACCGAGGCAAAAGGUCACAACAUAAAGAUCUUCACAAUUGGCUUAUCAAACUUGGCAAAGGACAACGUGAACAGUGCCAAACUGCGGGUCGUAGCGAGCAGCCCAGCGCAGCAGUACUUCCACAGCCUCACUGACCCCAAACUGGAGGAACGGCUCCUGCAGCAGCUCGAAAUAAUUGCAAAGAAUGAAUGUCCUCGGCCACCGGUGUGUUUGUGUGAGAAAGGUGAACGCGGUCCUCCAGGAGCUCCUGGUAAAAAAGGAGAGCAAGGUUAUGAAGGAGCACUUGGUCAAAAAGGCUCAAGGGGAGAAACAGGAGCACCCGGUCUUCCAGGAAUCAAUGGUCCAGAGGGAAGACCUGGGUUCAAAGGUGAUAAGGGAGAUCAAGGUAACUGUGGACCACCAGGACAAAAGGGACAUAAGGGCACCGAAGGGCCUCCAGGGCUGAGGGGCCCCAGAGGAGAGCAGGGUCUGAAAGGGCCUCCAGGAGACCAAGGACAUGAGGGUCUAGCAGGACCUAAAGGCGAUCGAGGGCCGAUUGGUGCAUCUGGCCCACCGGGAGAUAUUGGAGUCGGAUUCCCUGGUCCAAAGGGAGACAAAGGGAACCCAGGAAGACCAGGUCUUCCUGGUCAGGUCGUCAUAGGUCAGCCAGGACAACCUGGUCCUUCAGGUUUACCAGGAGCACAGGGGAACCCAGGAGCUCCAGGCGAAGGACUUCCUGGGCCAAAGGGUGACCGCGGCUAUGUCGGAACUACAGGUGGACGUGGACCCCCAGGUUAUGGAAUUAAAGGUGAAAAGGGUAAUGCGGGACCUCCUGGAUCAUCUGGACCAUUAGGAAUGCCUGGCAGGGGGAUUCAAGGAGAGAAAGGGAAUCAGGGACCAGCCGGUCCUACUGGUCAAAGAGGGAAUCCUGGGAUAGGACUCACAGGACCAAAGGGAGAACAGGGUUUUCCUGGAGAACGUGGAGCCCCUGGAGAAAGAGGAAUUGGAGAACCAGGACCCAAAGGUGAACCUGGAUUACGAGGUUUACUAGGUGAGGCAGGUGUACCAGGAGAAGAUGGAGUCAUGGGACCAAAGGGUGAUAUAGGCUUACCAGGACCCAAAGGACAAGACGGACCUCCUGGAAGAGGCCUGCCAGGAGAGAAGGGGGUUCGAGGGGAGAGAGGCUCCAGAGGCCAACCAGGACCAUUGGGACCAGUUGGGCCAGCAGGGGCAAAGGGAGAACCAGGGAAUGUUGGGGUUCCAGGUGUUUCUGGGCCUCCAGGAAGGGGCAUACCGGGACCUAAGGGAGAUCCAGGGCCGGUCGGUCCACAAGGUCCUGCUGGAGAACCAGGGAUAGGCAUUGCAGGGCCGAAGGGUGAAAUAGGGUUGCGAGGACCCAUUGGACCUCCAGGGCUGAAGGGAGAAGGCUAUUCUGGCCCACCUGGGCUACCAGGUCUGCCAGGUCUUACAGGAGAGACUGGGCCAGAGGGAACAGGUUUACCUGGACCAAAGGGGGAUCGAGGCCCUCCAGGUUCCCCAGGGCCUGCUGGAGCACCAGGUCUUGGGCAAGUGGGCCCAAAGGGCUCCAUUGGUCAGACUGGUCCAGCUGGUCCUCCAGGAUUACCAGGAGAGGGCAUACAAGGACCAAAGGGUGCUCCUGGAUAUCAGGGUUUACAGGGGCCAAGAGGGCUUCCUGGAGAGGGUCUGCCGGGGCAGAAGGGGGAUCGUGGGUUACCCGGAGCACAAGGACGUAAAGGAGACAGGGGAGGCCAGGGAGAACCAGGAUCUACAGGACCACUGGGUAAUACAGGAAGAAAAGGAGAACCGGGUCUCACGAGAGAGGAGAUAAUCGGCUUAAUCCGAUCUAUUUGUGGCUGUGGCCGGAUUUGCAGAGUACGGCCUCUGGAGCUGGUGUUUGUGAUUGACAGCUCGGAAAGCGUCGGCCCAGAAAACUUUCAGGUCAUUAAAGACUUUGUGAACACCUUGAUCGACCGUGCGUCAGUCAGUCCCGAGGUCACGCGAGUCGGCGUGGUUCUCUACAGCCACAUUAACCUGGUGGUCACAAGCAUACAAGAGCGCUUAAGUCGUGAUGAAGUGAAAGCAGCCGUACGCAGGAUGCCCUACAUUGGGGAGGGCACUUACACAGGAAGUGGCAUCAGAAAGGCCAAUCAGAUCUUCCGCUUUGCUCGGCGUGGUGUGAGGAAAGUGGCUGUGGUCAUCACGGACGGCCAGACGGAUCAUCGGGACACGGUGAAGCUGGAGGAUGCGGUCAGAGAGGCCCAUUCGGCCAAUAUCACCAUGUUGGUUAUAGGAGUGGUGAAUCAAAGCGACCCCAUCUAUGAUGAUUUUAAGCAGGAGCUGAAGUCAAUAGCAUCGCCACCUGCCGAAGAGCACGUGUUUUCCAUAGAGGACUUCAGAAUGCUUCCUGAAGUGGAAAGUAAACUGCUUCAAGAGAUCUGUGAGAACAUUGAUGGAUCGAUAUUCAGCACUACCUCCAAGCCAGGUGCAGUUGGAGAGUUGUUCCCCUACUAUGAUCCCAAAGCAGACGGCACUGACAUUAUAGGCACCAUAGCACCAUAUUUGGAAAGAGACGAGCUGAACCUCCUCCCAGAUUUCUCUCUCACGUCUUUGGAUCGGCCCGAACAGGACACAUACGGGACUGAGCCGCCGCUGCUCAUACAGGAUGAUUUUAUUGCAGACGAGGGAUGCCUACAGCCUCUGGAUCCCGGUCCGUGUCGAGAGUAUGUUGUUAAAUGGUAUUUUGAUCCAAAAGCCAAUUCAUGUGCUCAGUUCUGGUUUGGAGGUUGCCAAGGCAACAAAAACCAGUUUGACACUCAACAGGCCUGCAGAAAAUCCUGUGUGAAAAUGUGAUGAGUGAAAUACUCCAGCAUGUACAUGUCUGCAGGCCGCAUGUAAUGAAACGAGAUCACAAAAUCUGCACAGCAGUCAGGACCCUGAAGAAAGACAAAAAUCAGUAAACAUCAUGUUUUGAGUAAUCUUAGACGAUGCAAAAGGGUCAUUAUACACAAGUCAAACUAUAAUGUACACAAUUCCUAUAUACAUAUACGACUCUUAUUUUUAAUAUUUACAGUUAUUUUAAUGUUUAAAUUCGAGCAUGACUAUACUGCUCUAUUAUGCUGCUGAGCGAAGAAACAGAAAAAAAACAUUUGUUUUGAUUGUCAUUGUAAAAUGAAGUUCUGACUAACUGAAAUUAUAGUUAAAAUAAUAAAAUUAAAUAUAUAUAUAUAUAUAUUUACACUUAAAAAUCAGUCAUUUUAAUGUAAGUAAUUGUUUAUGUUGUAUCAAAAAACCAAAAGGACUUUUAUGUUAAACACUUUAUUCAACAUGAAACAAUGUAUGCAAACCAUUUUCUGUAAAAUAAUGUAUUUCUGAGUGAAACAGUAUAUUCAACAAGAAAAUGUAGGGUGGGAUUUAAUCAAACUGGAUAAAACAUGUUUUCUGCUGUAAGUAUCUGUAUGUUUGUGUAGAUUGAAACUGAAUUUUACAUUAAAUAUUCAACACAUUGGACUUGAUUCUGAUCAGUGUUAUUUCAAUACCAUUGAGAUACUAAUAUAGUUUUUGUUAAUAUUUUGAAUUAGUUUUUAUUUGUACAUUUUCUGUUUUCAUUUGAA